AGAGAAGUUAGAAAUUAAGGAUUGAUUUUCAACAGAUUUAAUUGUGAAUUUGAAAGUUGUGAAUAAUUUAAUUGUGAAAUUAAUGUGAACUCGAGUUGCGGACUAUUGACAAGUUAAUUAAAUACAAGGAACUAUUUGCGUUACAUAAAUCUGUGUUCGUGUUAAACAAUUAUUUAAAAUAUCCCGUACUUACAGAGUGGUUUAGCACUCCACGGGCAACUUGCCCGCCCUCUUUGAAUAAAAAUACAUAGACUGAAAAUCUCCACACAACACUAUAUAGUCGGGUACUAAAGUUCAUGAACAAAACACAUUGGAUGCAAGUGCAGGCUGUUCACGAACUUAAGUCCGCGACUGUACAUAGGUUGGAAAAAAAUCAGUAUGAGGCAAUAAGGACAAUCAUGGAAUAUCGGAGAAGCAUCCCCACUAAUAUAUUGUUGGGAGAAAGUAAACUCACAUCAAUGCAAAAAAGAGCAAAGUGUCUGACGAAAAACGUUUUAAUCAAGGUGAUGAGCAACAAGACUCUUCAAUUGUGUAAAACAAUUGAAGAGCACUGGGCAACCAGUAUUGAAAUAAAAGUGAGACAGAACAGACUCCUCCUGAGAGCCAUCACGGAAAUAAAUCCACUAGUAGAACAGCGUCAACGGGAGGAACAUUUCCAUGUUUAUAAAUAUUCAUGCGGUGAUUUGAUUACAGAAAUACCAAUUGACACUGAAAUGGGCUGUAGAAUACGGGACACUUGUAAUACUGAAGAAAUAGAGGAAAUUCUCUAGAAUUACUACAACACUGCUUAUCAUAUCUUCACGGAUGGCAGUAAAGUUGAGGGCAAAGACUCCACUGGGAUAUGGCGUGUGUCUGUCCCCAGCUGAAUGUUAGUAUAGCUAAAAAUAUUAACAUCAGGGCUUCAGUGUACACUGCCGAGUGGAUGGCGAUUAUCGAAGUUAUGAAUAUUGCACUCAAGCAUCUGAACAAGGACAUACACAUAUUCUCAGACUGCCUUAGCGCGCUACAGGUGCUGAAUCAUGUACAUUUAAACAUGAAGCCCAAUGAUUAUAUUCACCAAAUUGAAGAUAAAUAUAAUGAAUUUCUGCUGAAAACUGACCAAAAUCAUGUCAUAAACUUUCAUUGGGUACCAUCUCACGUGGGAAUUGCAGGCAACGAAGAAGCAGACAAAGUCGUCAAGGAAGCUACAGAGAACCCAGAAUCCGAAGUUUCCAGAAUACCUUUCACCGAUUUCAAAGAAAUAUUCCAACGGAAUACCUACGAACCGACAGUGCAAGAUAUCUGUGAAGAAGGGAUGGAGAAAGGCACAGAGCAUUUUGAUGACUUUUACAAAAAGAAUAAAAAAUCUUGGUUCUCGAAAUUUCCCAAAUUUAAACGAGAACAAAUAGUGUGGAUCAACAGAGCCAGGGCAAACCAUGUAAACACAGCCAGCUCAUUGUACCGAAUAAAUAUACUUGAUUCAAAGAGAUGCUCUUGCGAACAUCCAGAAGAGGAUUUAAACCAUAUUUUCUUCGAGUUCGAAGGCUUACUCCAGGUUCACUACUCAAAGAAGGAAAUUGAUGGAUCAUCUGAGAAGAUGGAUCGUGUUCCCAGUGCACAUCAACUCAAGACUUGUUUCUUUGGACCCUAGAGUUCUGAAAGCAAUGUGUGAAUUAUUGAAAGAGUGUGACAUACGUAUAUAAUUAUUGUUAUUUGAACAUGCUAUUAGUGUAAAAACGAAAAAAACCUUGUAACUCAGAUACACUUGCUAAUAAACCCGCCUUAGGGUUUCUAAAGCGUUAAUAAAAAAAAAUGGCUUGAA
Diachasma alloeum is the source of this 1801-nucleotide messenger RNA. RefSeq lists its product as uncharacterized. Lineage: Eukaryota; Metazoa; Arthropoda; Insecta; Hymenoptera; Braconidae. The record is from RefSeq and is a predicted model, not a curated record. The transcript is spliced from 2 exons. The coding region runs from base 842 to 1630 and encodes 262 amino acids. Gene Ontology annotation, molecular function: RNA-DNA hybrid ribonuclease activity; nucleic acid binding.